This is a messenger RNA of Desarmillaria tabescens, 673 nucleotides long. RefSeq lists its product as uncharacterized. Bases 120 to 626 code for a protein of 168 amino acids. The record is from RefSeq and is a predicted model, not a curated record. The transcript is spliced from 2 exons. NCBI's taxonomy places the organism in Eukaryota, Fungi, Basidiomycota, Agaricomycetes, Agaricales, Physalacriaceae.
GACAUCUGUUCCAUCUACGACACUUAGAAUUCCUACCACAAGAAGCAUCGUACCAGUCCCAAGCGCCACUUUAACACCAUCGCAAGUGCUUUUCAUUUUAUCCCAGAAACAAGUAUUUGAUGUCGAACAGAUCCUCACCAUCGGCUAUUGCAUCUAACAAUACCGCUGUCAUUGCUGGAAGCGUAUGUGGGGCUCUCGGACUAGUUGCGAUCACCGCGGGCGUCAGCAUUUGGAUAUAUCGAAGGAACAGAGACGGCAUCCCGUCCUCAGGAGAGGGAGAUUACUACACCACCACACCACGCCCAUAUACGACCGCAUCUACACUGACACCGGCAAUAGUGCAGUCCACAACAACCUCAUCAAGGUCUCCCGGUAAAGCGCUGACAAUACGACAAGCGUUACUACGUGACCGAGCAGAGGGACUACGAGCGCAGGUUGCGACUUUGCAGCAGAACAAUGUUGAAGGCCGAUUGAUGGAAGAGAAUGAGCGCCAGAGGCGGCUGAUUUUGAGUUUGGAGAGACAGAUUAGGUAUUUGACGGAGCAGCAGGGGUCGGCGUGGGCUCUCGGGUAUACGGACGAGCCUCCGCCUUCGUAUGUGUCGGGUUCUAGUAGUGGAUUGGCGUGACGGAUUCAUAGAAUUAAAUUUUUGUAUUAUAGUAGACUGAAUGGGAG